Coffea eugenioides is the source of this 2069-nucleotide messenger RNA. Its product is annotated as phospho-2-dehydro-3-deoxyheptonate aldolase 2, chloroplastic-like. Gene Ontology annotation, molecular function: 3-deoxy-7-phosphoheptulonate synthase activity. The record is from RefSeq and is a predicted model, not a curated record. NCBI's taxonomy places the organism in Eukaryota, Viridiplantae, Streptophyta, Magnoliopsida, Gentianales, Rubiaceae. The transcript has 5 exons. Gene Ontology annotation, biological process: aromatic amino acid biosynthetic process. The coding region runs from base 56 to 1621 and encodes 521 amino acids.
UUUUAAUUAGUCUUCUUUCUGAUCCUUUACCAGUCCAAAUCUCAGGACAGAAGCAAUGGCUCACGCGCUGACAACCACCAUCACAGUGGCGGACGUGACCUGCAACUCAAACGUCCCAAGCGCCUUCCUCCACCCUGCAGCCACUAAACCCACUUUUCUUUCCUCUUUCCCGUUCAACUCUUUUCCCCGUAGAAAAUUCAAUGCCAAGCCCAUCUCAGCCGUGGCCACAACACCACCAGCCCAGAAGGAUUGGAGGCCAGAUAGCUGGAAAUCCAAAACAGCGUUUCAGCUCCCAGAAUAUCCGGAUAAAUCUGAUCUUGAAUCAGUUCUAAAGAUCCUUGAAUCCUUCCCUCCUAUAGUUUUUGCAGGGGAAGCUAGAAACCUCGAAGAAAAGCUCGGCCAGGCUGCACUUGGGAACGCUUUUUUGUUGCAGGGUGGUGAUUGCGCUGAGAGCUUUAAAGAAUUCAAUGCCAAUAAUAUUAGGGACACUUUCAGAGUCAUUCUGCAGAUGGGGGUUGUGCUCAUGUUUGGUGGUCAAAUGCCUGUUAUUAAGGUGGGAAGAAUGGCAGGCCAAUUUGCAAAACCAAGGUCAGAUCCAUUUGAAGAAAAGGAUGGUGUGAAGCUGCCUAGUUAUAGAGGCGAUAAUGUGAAUGGGGAUGCUUUUGAUGAAAAAUCAAGAAUACCAGACCCCCAAAGGAUGAUCAGGGCUUAUACACAAUCUGCGUCUACAUUGAACCUACUCAGGGCAUUCGCUACUGGAGGAUAUGCUGCCAUGCAGAGGGUUUCUCAGUGGAAUCUUGAUUUCACUGAGCACAGUGAGCAGGGGGAUAGGUAUCGGGAAUUGGCUCACCGAGUUGAUGAGGCUCUUGGCUUCAUGGCUGCUGCUGGUCUUACAAAUGGUCAUCCAGUCAUGGCUACAACUGACUUCUGGACUUCACAUGAGUGCUUGCUUUUGCCUUACGAGCAAUCACUAACAAGGGAGGACUCAACUUCAGGCCUUUAUUAUGAUUGCUCUGCCCACAUGCUCUGGGUUGGAGAGCGCACAAGGCAGUUGGAUGGCGCCCAUGUUGAGUUUGUGCGAGGAAUUGCCAACCCACUUGGCAUCAAGGUGAGUGAUAAGAUGGAUCCAAACGAACUGGUUAGGCUCAUAGACAUUCUGAAUCCUCAGAAUAAGCCAGGCAGAAUAACAGUGAUCACCAGAAUGGGAGCUGAGAACAUGAGGGUGAAGCUUCCACAUCUGAUCAGGGCAGUUCGCAGAGCAGGUCAAAUUGUCACUUGGGUCAGUGACCCCAUGCAUGGAAAUACAAUUAAAGCUCCUUGUGGACUGAAGACCCGUUCCUUUGAUUCAAUCAGGGCUGAGGUGAGAGCAUUCUUCGAUGUACAUGAUCAAGAAGGAAGCUAUCCUGGGGGUGUGCAUUUAGAAAUGACAGGGCAAAAUGUGACAGAAUGCGUUGGAGGUUCUCGGACGAUUACUUACAAUGAUUUGAGCUCACGAUAUCACACACAUUGCGACCCAAGACUCAAUGCUUCUCAAUCACUUGAGCUUGCUUUUAUCAUAGCAGAGCGACUUCGCAGGAGGAGGCUCUUACCACAACAAAGGCUGUCCUCCUCGAAGGUCUAAGAGCUUUGACUUGUCAUGCUGCACCUUAGUUUUCUCACCCAGGCAUAUGCCAUGUGGUGUUGACAUGGGUUUUAGGUGUUUUUAGUAAGCUGUAAGGUAUAUGGCUAUUUGCUUGAGAAUCCAGGCAUGAGCACACACACACACACACACACACACAUCCAGGUUCUAAGUUCAUGAAAAACUGGAAAAAACAAUGCAGCUUGUGGUUGUAAAAUAUUUUGGGAGUAUGAAGGAAGGCCAAUUUGAACGAGUCUAGAGGCUAAAAAAUGUUCAGGAUUGUAUUGCUGGAUACACAUAGUUUUUUGUAGAUCAAGUAGCCAGUUGGCCUUUAGUUCUUCAUGCAUUCAACAGGAGCAAGGGACUUCUGGUCCAGAUAAUUGUAGGAGUAACAAUAAUAUAUCACCUGAAGAGUUCGUUGUAUAUGUGAAAUUUUUAGUUUUAUGGUCUA